CCCAGCCACCACCACCGUCUCUCUCCCUCCGCCCUCCUCCACCGACAGCCGCCAUGGAGGAGAAGGCGGCGGUCUACUUCGCGUCGCUGAACCCCAUGGCGCGCAAGAUCGUGGCGGAGAUCGAGAAGGUGCGGGAGAGCCACGGCUCCGCGUGGGAGCGGCUGCCCGAGGCCCAGCGGGAGGCGGCGAUCGACGCGGCCCUCAUCAGAGCCGAGGCCCGGGCGCGGUACGAGACGCGGCUUCAUCUUCUCGGCGCUCGGCCCGCGUCGCCAUCGACGUCUUCGUCGUCUUCGUCGCCGUCGCCGCUGGCUUCGUGUUACCCCAAGCUGCUGAUACAGCCCGGCCAGAAGACGGUGCACUUUGGGGAAGAUGACAUCAAGUGGCAGGAUGAGCAUUCCGCUCCAUUUUCCUGGGAAACCAAGAGCCAGCUGGAGUUCUCGCUCAGCGACCUGGAGCCCGGAUCCAGCUCCCAGCCCCGUCCCGACUCCAGCCUGGGCCACGCCGGCGCCGCCACAUCGGCGGCUGCCACGGCCAACGGUACCGCCACGCCGGCGGGCGGCAGGGCCGGCAAGGGCCAGGCCGGUGGCCGGGAGGCUCACGUGGUGAACACGGGGCCCUUCCCGGGGGUCCUGCGAAGAGUGGAGGAAGCUGGCGCCGACGAGACGGCGGUGGGGCCGGCUGCCGCACCGUGGAAAUUGUCCGCGGAGAGGGGGAAGCCGGCAGGGGCGGCUGCUGCCACCACGGCUGGAACCGGACCGGGAUCUGGGGCAGCGUUAACCCCGGCGGAGAGGCUGAGCUCGCCAUACCGGAGGCACGAUUCGGCGAGCCGCUCCUACGACCCCAGGGCCGGGCCGGCGGCCUCCCGAUCCGGGGACCCGCCCCCUGUAGCACGCAAACCCCCACCGCCCUCGCCCGGGGCAUCCUACAGCUCGAUGGCCGACACAGCGCAUCGUGCGUUCGUGUCGGAGCCAGACGAAUCGGUGUUUGCGCCGUUGCCAUCAUCAUCAUCUCCUCCGUCAUCAUCAUCGUUUCCUCCUCCGGCGGCAUCAGCGGCAUCAGCGGCAGCGGCGGCGGUGCCGUGGAUGCUGGAGCGAGCCGCGGCAAGCAGGCCGGCACCGAGCGUCGCUCGAACACCGCCGCCCGUCGCCUCCGCCAUCACCGUCGCCACGCCCCUGCUGCCGGCCAGCGCCGACAAGGACGAGUUGUUCACCAGCCCCGUGGGGCACAGCCAGCAGUCUCCUGGAACCAGCGGUGGUGUUCCAAUCAAGUCCGGCUUUGACUUCCUGGACAAUUGGUAGAGCGCCCUUGCGGAAGGCAGGGAGGUGGAAGGAGUGGGAGGGGACUGGCCGGGGGGUGGGGCCCCAGCUGGGGGAGGGGGAGGGGUUGGCGGACUGAGAGAACAGCUGGUUCCGCGCAGCCGCCCUCAACAUGGCUGUCGACGGCAUCGCAAGGAAGGACUAACGUUGAGAGAGCGGGAUGGAGUAGAGUUGCUGGCGAUAGACAACGCUUUAUAGACCCGAUCACACGUAUAUAUACAUAUAUUAUACACACACAAAACACACGUACACACACGCGUGGGGUAAAGUGUGGGUACACCCACCUCUUCCGAAACGUACUGGCCAGCGUGGAAGAGGAGGCCAAAAUACCCUCAUCGAGGGGCUCGCUAGAGCUACCUCUAGUGGAGGCCCUUUUGCCAGCAGUGGCGUGAGAAACACAUUGCAGGGCUGCUUCUUUACCCAACAACAACCGCCAUUUGCCACUAAGUGGCGGUGAUGUCACCACGGCGCUUGUGCCAGGCUAUGUGCACUUUAAGACCACGUGAAAUGUCGAACAGCUGCUGGCAGGUCACGGGACAGACUCAGGUGCCAUGGGUUGACUGACUGAGAUGACUGGCAGAUGCACCACCCGUGCCCCCGACUGUUUUAGCCGCCUGGCGUUUUCGCUUGUUGCGAGCAUCGCUCCUCUGCGCUCCGUUGCCGAUGGAGGGCGACUUCCUCCAACUGCCCAGUCGUGUCCUUCACGAGCCUCCUUCACAGAGGCCGAUCUUGACACUGCUGGCACCAGUUAUUGGCAAGUCCACUCAGCUCCAUAUUCCUCUUGUACCACAUCAUUCCAUCAUGUCUCUAGCCCGUGCCGCGCCUGUUUAGUCCCCUCUCUCCAGCUGAAAAAAAGCUGUUUGGGCAUGCAGUGGCUGGGCAUGUGGACAACAUGACCCAGAUCACACAGCCUUGCCUGCCGGAGGAGUUCACACAAUCCAGCCUGGUUAAACCAAGGAUGGAUCGUAGGCAGGCCAGCCUGAAUGUUUCUAACUGGUGUAGAUGUUCAAUUAGGGGGGGUCCACUUUUCACAAAGGAUAGAGAAGGGGGAGGGCACGAUUGGCUGAAAAGACCCAGUGUGUUUGGCAAGGCGGUGUUGAAAGAUCCUUGCCAGUACCUUUCUCGGCACAGAGGAGGGAGAUGCCCCUGCAGUUAUUACAGUCUGUGCGGCCCCCCUUAAAGAGAGGGACCACCAGGGCAUCCUUCCAAUCCUGCGAGACCCGUUCAGUCGUCCAGACUUAUAAUGAUGUCAUAUAGGACAGGCCGCACACAAACGCCACCCUUAGUUUGCUUGGGAGAUCAUCUUUGCCUGGCACUUUUCCUGGUCUCGGACUCUGGAUCGCCUUCCAUACUUCCUCAACAGAUGGAAUCUCACUCGGAGGGGUGACUACUUACAAUAUUUGAGGCACCGCAGUCUCAGCAGGGCUAUUCCCACUUUGCCCUAUGUUUUCUGGGCCAAGGAAUUUCCCCUCCCCGAAGACCUCAGAAAUGCUCAGCUAACCUGUUCCUGGGGGUCGGAGGUCAGAUCACCCAGUUAUACACACACACGUGUACCUAUACGUAACUACAUUUAUAAUAUCUUAUCCCUCAUGUAUGAUACUAUAUCUUAGUUACUCAUGUAGCUGUCCGAUUAGGGCUGGGUUCUCAAAGUGUACUGCUGUUGGGAACUCGAGAGUAAUAUGCAUUUGUUUACCCAGGAAAGCCCUCGCUGAGUCUCAACACUCGUUUUCAGGAGGGUCCUGCUACCUUGGGAUGUUUGGCCCAAUUCUUGUCUUGUGUUUUUGGAAGACGCCUACAGUGCCCAGAGAAACUCCAUGAAAUACUUAAAUCUCAGCUGCAUAGGUAAUAAUCUAAACUACUUGCUGUGCUGCCUGCUUGUGGGGUUCUCACGCAUAUAAUUUUUAAACAAUGAGUGCUUCGUCUGGGAGGAAACCUCCCAGAGAAGACCCACGACACGCACGUGGGGGGGUGGGGGUGGUGACGUUCGAGAGUACCCGCAGGCGGGAUUGCGAACCCACUUUCUGUACUGCCGCAGCACUGGUCACCUCGCUCGUGGGCCCCUCUGAUCCGUCAACCCUCACCGCCUCCAAAGCGCUGGAUCACACGCGCGUGUGCAUCGCUGCCACUUCACUGCAGCACUUGACGUCCUGCGCAGGGGACCUGCCGAUAGGGACCACCACAGUAUUUGUACUUACCGCUGCUUCUGCAAUUAUUCACGUCAAUGCCCAUGUAUAUUCCGUCGGUUUAAUAAUGCUUCGGAUGAGAUGUCUGUUAGGAAACUGAGCAUACACACAGGUGCGCCAACGUAAUCAUGCAGUUACAAAAACCAAACGGUCAUACUUGAACAUACUUAACGCUGGUCAGUGCAAGUUCGUCAAAGGGGAGGAGGGGUGAGGCACAGGACCGGUUCAGAUGGCAGUCGCACGCAAAAUGUUAUCCAUGUCCGGGAAUCGAACUUUAGUGGCUGGACUUGUGGCGCAGUGCGCUAAGUGAUGACCACUCUGCCACCACUCCCACAUUGCGGGCAAUCAAACACCUUGUCGCUGAACACGGGUACAAGUAGCCAAUACAAAACCGCACUUGCACGUACCAGACUGCACCAGCUAUGCACCUUUGUAUUAACGUAUUGAAAGAAACGGUAAUUUCAGGGCAAAGAAAGUGGGCUGAUGGAAGGGGCAGACGAUUGCACACAUUGUAUUGUAUAACCGACAAGCAUACUUAAAUAAAGAUAAGUUUGUAUUCUGAAA
Molecule: messenger RNA, 4063 nt
Organism: Lethenteron reissneri (Far Eastern brook lamprey)
Lineage: Eukaryota; Metazoa; Chordata; Hyperoartia; Petromyzontiformes; Petromyzontidae
Gene: C8H1orf198
Product: chromosome 8 C1orf198 homolog
Source: RefSeq, a predicted model, not a curated record